Nezara viridula (southern green stink bug) is the source of this 918-nucleotide messenger RNA. Lineage: Eukaryota; Metazoa; Arthropoda; Insecta; Hemiptera; Pentatomidae. The record is from the annotation of a GenBank genome assembly.
GUUCCCUCCGCCUUCAGUCUGCUCGUGAUCUUGUUAGAGUGUAGUGGUGUCCUCAAUCCUUGGACUGUUCAGAUAUAAAGGUAAAAAUGCAGACUGAACUAUUAACAAGUCCUAAUUACACUCACUGGUAUCCAGCAGGAGAUAUGGAACCUAAUAUUCCAGAAGAUCCUAGAUACUGGACAAGGAAUGAUGUCGCAACUUGGCUUCAUCACAUGGGGACUAUUCAUCAAUUGCCGGCAAUCCCUACCGAUAGGUUCAUUAUGAAUGGAAAAGCUCUGUGCCUGAUGACUGUGACCAUGUUCUUGGAUAGGGUUCCUCUCGGCGGAAAAUUGCUUUAUAAGGACUUCCAGCUUCGUCUUGCUCGUGCUAUGUACAAUGCUGAAUUAUACCAAAGCUGAACUCGUAAUUAAUUAGCCAAGUAUUAUCUAAUCAAAAUAAAGAUGUGACCAGUACAGCUGGCUAUAAUCUGUGGAGACUGGACUCACAUACCCCAAAAUGUCUAAUAAUCAUUCGUUAUUUAGUUUUCGGUGGUGACUAAAUAGAUUAUUAUUUCUAAUGGUAUUAUAUCUUUUCUUUAACACCUGAAAUGGUUGGUUUUUUGUUUAAAAGGUCACCCUUUGAGGAGUUCAAUAAAAAAGAACUUGUUUUUGCACGGUUUUGUAAUCCUUUAAAGUUAAUAGGGAUUAGUAUAUUAUUUAAAUCUUAAGUAUAAUAAAACAAUAUGUACUACCUGUAUAUUUAUUAUAUAAUUUAAAAUGUAUCCAAAGAUGUUUAUAUUGAAAUUUUAUUAUUACAAUUGGGAUGUAAAUUACUGUUGUGUUUUCCCUUAUGUACAUAAUGUAUAUGUUUUUUUCAAAAAUUCUUAUUUAAUUAAAUAAGAACUUAUUUAAAUAUGAAUUAAAUAUUUAUACUAAAAAC